Molecule: messenger RNA, 546 nt
Organism: Camelina sativa (false flax)
Lineage: Eukaryota; Viridiplantae; Streptophyta; Magnoliopsida; Brassicales; Brassicaceae
Source: RefSeq, a predicted model, not a curated record
AUGGUUGUACAUGGUGGAAUCGGGCUGAACGGAGUCAGGCUUGGAGAUGCAUGGAUUCUAGAACUUUCUGAAGAUUUCACAUCUGGGACAUGGCACAUGGUGGAGUCUCGACAAUCACCGCCACCGCGCUCAGGACAUACUUUGACUUGCAUUAGAGAAAACCAAGUGGUUCUGUUUGGAGGCAGAGGAUUAGGAUAUGAUGUGCUUGAUGAUGUUUGGAUCUUGGAUAUUCAAGAACUGUGUGAAGAAAAAUGGAUACAGAUCUUCUACGAUUUCCGGGAUGUCCCUGAAUAUGCAUCAUUGCCUCGGGUUGGUCACUCAGCGACUCUUGUAUUGGGAGGUCGGAUCUUGAUUUACGGGGGUGAAGAUUCUUAUAGGCAUAGGAAAGAUGAUUUCUGGGUGUUGGAUGUUAAAACCAUUCCUUCUUCAGGUUUACAACCACAAGGAGUUAGUUUAAACGGAUCUUCUGUGUGGAGAAAGCUUGAUCGAAUCUCAUACAGACCAAAAAGUAGGUCUUGUUACUACCAGGAUUCGACCCCACGUUAA